GCCAGCCUCCAUCUGAAGCACACAGUGAGCGUCAGGGUUCGAUUGGUGUGCUUUAAUAUCCUUAACGUCAUCCAACUCCAAUUCAAUUUCAUUUUCCUGCGAAAUUUAAUGAAUUUGUUCAAUUUUGCAGCUACCUCGUUAAGUGUUGCGAAGCUAGAACGAUAAGAACAACAGCGCUCCGCGGCGCAAUCAAACUGUACUGCAAAAGUGUGGAAAUUUAUGUCGUGAAACUUGUGGUGUAUAGUAGUGGUCAGCAGCUUAAGUGAUUAAAAAUUCAUCGGACGAUACUCGUUCUUGACAGCGUUUUGCGUCCUUUUCUGUAAAACUCUGGAUGCCAUUGUCGUUCUGGGUGGGAAGGAACGAAGGAACGAUGAACGCCAGGACUGUGGCCAGCGCAGCAGCAUUAUAACCGUUUGCCGACACGACGCUCUCUGUGCGGCAAUCCGGCCUUUUCCUGGUUUUCCAACGUACAACGCGGUUAGUGAAGCGAAAUGGGCAGUUUACCAAACUUAAGUGAUCUUUCUUCGGAAAAGCUCGAAAGAAGGCUCGAGGAGCGGGAGCGCAUUCUCGCCCGUGAACGUAUAAUCGAGCGGGACUUUGGCCGGGAGAAGGACUCCGUUCGAACGCUUGAGCGUCCUAUGCUGGUGCACAAGCAGCAGAUUGCUGCCGCAAAGAACUUCUUCCAACAGAAAUGUCCUCCGGGAGCACGCAAAGUGAUGCGAACGCGCAGUUCUGGCCAAGCGCAUCACAUCUGGGACGAUCCCAUCAUAGACCAAUAUCUGACAAACUACUCGCCAGCCUCGAACCGUAGCCAUCGGAUCUCCCUCGGACCGACCCUGGCACCGGCAUAUCAGUUUCAGUCCUCGUCGCUCGGCAAUCGACGCCGGGAUUCGGUGAACAGCUCGAUCGGUGCUACCUCGGUGCGAAAGCUGCUAACGGUCCAGAACCGUAGCUAUGGCUGCCGGCACAAGGUUCCGACGCACGUUCGUUCGAAGGUGACGAAGAACUUCAUCCUGGUGACGGUAGCGCAUGGGCUCAUGUGUGGCGCAUUGGUACCGCUGGUCGUACUGCAAGGUUCGAACUCGACCUGGUUCCAGCAGGAAUCGUGGCUUGCGGCCGGUCCGGACGUUGGCUCGGGCUUGCUUGCCCUUUGCUUUGCGAUAACGGCGGCCAUGUGUCUGGCGACGACACGCUUAGUGCAACGCUUCGGUUACUCGAUCGUCCUGACGGCUAGCUACGGUGUGUUGUGUCUGUUUCUGGCCGCCCAUAUCUACCCGGUUCUGCUCUCCCUUGUACCGGGCUAUCUGUUGCUAGGACUACUCCUUGGCCCUACGGUGAUCUGCAAGCAAGCGUUGCUGGUAUCGAUGGCUGGGAAGCUGAGUUGCUCACAGCCGGAAUGUGGCGGCACCAGUACGGCCGGUAUCGGUGCGGACAGUUACGACGAUCAUCGGUUGUUGUGUAGCCGAGAGGAGCAGGUCCGACGGCUUGGCCGGUGGUUUCGGGCGGCCGGUGACUUCGGUAUUAUUGUCGGUACGAUCGUAGCUGCAUUCGUUCUGACCUGUGCUUCUGGUUCGAACCGUAUCGGAUGUUACUAUGUGUCCCGGGCAUCAUCAGACGCAGCGGGUGUUCCGUCCAGUGGGGCAGUCCCGUUUGGGGCUGUCAAUGGAACCCUUCAUCCUAACACCUCAGUGACCUCAGCAGUGAACCCCGGACGACCGACGGUACUCGGUCCAAACUUGCCACCGGAACGGGAUAUUCUAAUGUCUCUGCCGGAUGAUGAUACGGAGGCACCGCCUACGGUGUCAGUUACGGUUGCACCAGUACCAUCACCGAAGCCUACCAAUCCAUCGCCCGCAGUACCCAAGACAGUCACUCCAUCGAUGCCGACGUUGCGCGAAACGAUGUACUAUCUGUACAACAUACGGCUACCGGAACCGGCCGGUGCUAUCCAGUAUUUGGAUCGCUUUCCGUACAGCAUGUACGAGAUGAAUGAUAAUGGCGAACGGAUCUGUGGUUCGCACCUGUGCCCGGUCUGGGACCGGAACAUACCGGUCAAUGGAUCAACGGUGGAAAGCGAUGCCAAAUCGCGUGGCUACACAGGUGCGGUUCAAUUGAUGGGCGUUUAUCUGGUGUUUGGUGUGCUGGCCUUCCUGGUAACUGCCUUUACCGCGGACUAUGAAUUCAAUGUGAAGUUCGACUCGAUCCGGCGUAUGUCCGACACGCUGCUGUUCGCUGGGCCGCUGGCGUACUUUGUCGGUACCGAACAGGCUUAUAUGAUGGCGGACUUUAUGAAGGCCUUUGUGGCGUGUGAGCUGGGACCGAACAGUGUCGCCGGGGUGAUGAUCGGAAUGGGUGUGAUGCAGCUGAUUGCCGCCUGUACUCUUAGUAUGUUGCUGCGGCACACCAAGCGCGUCAUCGUGAUAGUGGCCGGAUUCAUGUUCCAUGCCUGCCUGCUGCUGGUAUUGCUGCGCUGGAAACCGUCGCGCGAUGAUAGCGCCGUGCUGUAUGUUAUACCGGCUGCCUGGGGCGUCUGCAAUGCCGUCUGGGAGACGCUACUGUUUGCGCUGGCCACCAGAACGCAUCCGAACCGGUUCGCCGAGAUAAUGUCACCGCUGCAGGCGUUACGCUUUCUCGGUCUGGCCAUCACCUUCGCCGGUCACGGUGUGCUGUGUGAGUCACCGAAGAUCAUCAUUCUCGCCAUCCUGCUGGUGACGGCGGUCAUACCGUACACGAUGCUCGAGCUCAAGCUCGAGAGCCAGCGGCGUGCGAUCAAGCUGAGCUUGUGACGAUUGUGUGCGCACGAUUACUAAUGUCUGGUGAAGCAGAAACACUACUGAAUGCUCACUCUCUCUGGUGCGGGUAGUGUCUUCUCCAGCAUACGAGUAUUCGUCCCGUCUCGCGGGUGAAACGAAUCCUGGUCGAAUCUUCCUGGACGCUCUCCAGGAUCAUUGUGCCGAAUUCUCAAGUUAACACAGAGGGUUGAUAGUCGUCGUCGCUGGCGGAACAACGAGAGCCUUGAAAGCACACAAUCAAUCGAAAAUGGAAGAAGGAUCACACAGACCGCGUUCCUGAUUCUCGCCGAACGGAAGCUAGUCGAAUUGCUUAAGCUGCAUUUUGAAUGAAGCGGGAGGAGCAGGAAGAUCUUGUUCAAAGGUUCCCUUCGUAGUGUCUUUCAACAACCAGUUCAACGUCGAAUGACUCUACCAGUGGCUCAACUGUAAAACUUUGCUCCUUAAACUCCUUAUCUUUCCAUUUCGAUUACAAUCACGUUCGUGGAGACGGUCCUUAAAAGGGGGUCGGUGGUAAACCGUAAAGGAUGCGCCCCCUUCUUCUGGUUAGUGGUUUUCUCAAUUUUCUAUCUUUAUUCGAAUGGCACCCAAUGGUGCACUGUUACUGUCUACCUAGCCUAACUAGAAUCAAUCACAUGGGACGGUAUCGAUAGACCCUGGGGUCGAUCCUCGGUUGCUUAUCCUAGUACAGUGCACCCUGCUAGUGCUUUCUGGUAGACUAGGUAAUACGCCGGCACUCAUUACAGAUAAGUAGAACAAACAAGGUAGAUGGUCACGCGUAGUUAAAAUUGAAUUGCAAGUCACAAACAUAUUCGCAUUUAGGAAUUGCCAAACACACGUAUCAGCCAAGAGGAACGAGCGAAAGGAUUUGUUUUUCGGUGAUCCACUACGGGACGGACCCAGUAAAUAAGCAAAGUCGUUAAGCCAGACAAGCCAACAAGGAUUCAAGCUUUAGAUCGCGAUGUGUAUCGAUGUGCCAAACAAGAAAGGUAGUAAGCGAGAGACAAAGAGAGAUUAGUAGUGGAAACCCACAUAGACGUUCCAUGGCGGUUGAGAAGGGUAGUACCAAAAAUGUGGCGAGACUCGCGUAGAACACAUUUCUGGAAUGGUUAACAGUGAGUGCCAAGGAUUGUUUCAUGUGCAUGAGUGUGUGUAUGUGUUGAAUGGAAAGAAGAAAAAAAAAACAAAAAAUGAACGUCAAACAAUAGGACUUUGCUAAGACGAGAACGAUCUUCGCUUCAUUCGCAACUCGGAUUAGUAGAAGCUUCAUCAGCCAGAGUUUUAAGUGCAGGGCAAAAAAAAAUGAAUGGUGUAGAUUAAGAACAAUAGAGAGGGGUGAGGCAUAGUUGCGGGCGAUGU
Molecule: messenger RNA, 4148 nt
Organism: Anopheles darlingi
Lineage: Eukaryota; Metazoa; Arthropoda; Insecta; Diptera; Culicidae
Exons: 7
Coding region: 492-2786 (764 amino acids)
Biological process (GO): regulation of muscle contraction; regulation of potassium ion transport
Cellular component (GO): striated muscle dense body; plasma membrane
Molecular function (GO): potassium channel regulator activity
Source: RefSeq, a predicted model, not a curated record